AAUUGUGUAGAUAUUUAAGGCAUUUGGUUCAUGAAAUUGUGGGAAAGAGAAGAAAAUGAGUAUCGUGCCUAAGGAGACAGUAGAGGUCAUAGCACAAAGCAUCGGAAUUAAUAACUUGUCUCCAGAUGCCGCACUCGCUCUUGCUCCUGAUGUUGAAUAUCGCAUGCGUGAGAUAAUGCAGGAGGCAAUAAAGUGUAUGCAUCAUUCAAAGAGAACUACGUUAACAACAGACGAUGUUGAUAGUGCACUCAACUUAAGAAAUGUUGAGCCAAUUUAUGGCUUCGCCUCUGGGGAUCCUUUUCGUUUCAGAAGAGCUCUUGGACACAAGGAUCUGUUUUACAUUGAUGACAAAGAUGUGGAUUUUAAAGAUGUUAUUGAAGCUCCUUUACCAAAAGCACCGCUGGAGACUUCAAUUGCCUGUCACUGGCUGGCUAUUGAAGGUGUACAGCCUGCUAUUCCAGAAAAUGCUCCAGUGGAAGUUCUUACUGCUCCUUGUGAGACCAAAAAGCCUGAGCAAAAAGAUGAUGGACUUCCUGUUGACAUUAGAUUACCUGUUAAGCAUGUGCUAUCUAGGGAACUUCAGCUUUACUUUGACAAAAUCACUGAGCUUACAGUGAGUAGGUCUGAUUCGGUUCUUUUCAAGGAAGCCUUGGUGAGUUUGGCCACAGACUCAGGACUCCAUCCUUUAAUCCCUUAUUUCACAUGCUUCAUUGCAGACGAGGUUUCACGUGGGUUGAAUGAUUUUAAGCUGUUAUUUGCAUUGAUGCGUGUUGUGUGGAGUCUUCUCCAGAAUCCACAUAUGCAAAUAGAACCUUAUCUACACCAGUUGAUGCCAUCAGUUGUUACCUGUCUUGUUGCAAAACGAUUAGGAAAUCGAUUGGCAGACAACCACUGGGAACUUAGAGACUUCACAGCAAACCUGGUUGCCACGAUAUGCAAAAGGUUUGGGCAUGUUUAUAAUAAUCUCCAGACACGUUUGACAAAAACCUUGCUCCAUGCAUUUCUGGAUCCAAAACGUGCAAUGACUCAACACUAUGGUGCCAUCCAAGGACUAGCGGCCCUAGGACCUAAUGUGGUUCGCCUUCUUAUACUACCAAAUCUGGAAACAUAUCUUCAACUCCUUGCACCCGAGAUGCUUCUCGAGAAGCAAAAGAAUGAGAUGAAAAGGCAUGAAGCUUGGCGUGUAUAUGGGGCCUUGCUGCAUGCUGCGGGUCAAUGCAUAUAUGAUCGGCUCAAGAUGUUUCCACUUUUACCAUCCCCUCAUGCACAUGCUGCCUGGAGGAACAAUGCAAGAGUCGUUACUGCAAGCCCAACAAGUAGGUGUACUUUAUAUAGCUUAACGAUCACCAAGAAGCUUUGCCCUUUAUAAAACCGACUAAACGUGACAUGUGGGCUGGGAAUUCUUGGUAAUUGGCUGAGUCAACAAAAACACCAGCAAAUUGCCACAUAGGCUCACAAAUAUACAUUGAGCUUAUUUUUCAUGCUUGCAAGUCACAUGUUUUAUCUCUCUAAUUUUUCUGGUUAGCAAACACAUUGUGGUCCAUAUCAUCGUAUGGUGGGGUGCUUCCAUAUGAUAAUUGCGGAAAGCAGCAUGUGCACAGCAUGUGAAUGUGAGAGAGGGACAUUUGGGUAAUUCCCCCCCAUUUUUCUGCCUAUUCAAACAAUAUAUGCCCCCCCCUAAUACAUGUAUAAUAUAUGGCUGGUACGAACCCUGAUUUCUAAGUGCGCAAAACAGAGGAAGAUAUGAACACAGUCAAUAUUAGCAACAUCCACAGAACCUUCUCUAUGCGUUGAGAUCUGGCCAACUGCCCUUUUAUCAUUGUGAUUCUCCAAAGUAACCAGAUAAACGCAAGGCAAGUGUGGAGCAAUUGGAGCAGCAGCCUCCCCUCAAGAAGGUUGUUACUGAUAGCCCACUAACUCCGAACAACUCCUUACAUUCUGAAAUGCAAGGAGAAACGAGAAGUGCUGCUGCUUUAGGGGAUUCUGAUGCAGGCCCAUCAUCUUCUUCUAGCCAGAUACCUAAUGCGAGUGUUUUGGUUAGUAGAGGAAGAGGAGAUAAGGGUGAUAAUCAAGCUUUAAGGAUGACGUCAGUUGUUCUCAACCAGGUUUGGAAAGAUGACCUGAAUUCUGGGAAUCUUCUUGUUUCAUUGUUUGAACUGUUUGGUGAAAGCAUUUUCUCCUUCAUCCCAACCCCUGAGAUGUCUUUGUUUUUGUAAUGAUUUUGAUAUAGAUUAAAGUUCUGCUUAAUCAAUUGAUUUGAUGCGAGUAUAAUGUGUAAUAUUCUUUAGAUUUCAUCAGUCAAAUGUGUUCACAUUUAGAGGCAAAGAGAGGAAAACUGAUAGGUGGUUUAGGAAAAGCGGAUUCUCAGUUAGCUGUUUUUUUACUAAUGUGCGUUGAG
This is a messenger RNA of Ilex paraguariensis (yerba mate), 2398 nucleotides long. NCBI's taxonomy places the organism in Eukaryota, Viridiplantae, Streptophyta, Magnoliopsida, Aquifoliales, Aquifoliaceae. The record is from the annotation of a GenBank genome assembly.